UAUGCAUAUGUACAUAUAAAUAUGUGUGUGUAUGUGCGUAUCCAAGUAUUUUCCUUUAUUUACCUGCAGUGAGAACAUGGCACACCUAGAAACACACAUAUACAUAAAUAUAUGCGUGCACACAUAUAGAUAUAAUACACAGACACACACACAGAAUGUUUACUGCUAUAACUGUUGUCAGGAUUUAGCAUUUGUCGAAGUGAUUAGAUAACAGAACGGGUUAUGUGUAGGGUUUACAUUACACACAACACACACACACGCACAUGCAUAGACACAUAUACAUACAUUCGUAGACUCACAUAUGCACAUAAUAUUCUUAUCUCGAAAUAGACACACGCACACACAAACUCUUAUCUCAAAAUUUAACGUCUCCAAGUCUCAUAACAUCAAUAUAAAUAGACAAAAUUCAACACAUUUCUUUAUUCGUUUGCUGUUCUUUGAACUCACUGAACGUGGAAGAUAUUCCUGACAAAAAAACUCUUCAGAUUCCAACUGAAAGAAAUUAAUUAUUCAGACUGAUUUUAUUCAAAAGACAUGGCGGAUAUCAUGCAGAAAAUUAUGAAUGGUGACAUUGAAGGGGUUAGAAAUGUAAUAAGAAGGUAUCCAACAAUAAUUAACAGACCUCAUGCAUUUGGAGAAACUCCUCUAAUGUGGGCCUGUAUACAGGGCAUCGAUAAAAGAAUACUCGAAAUAUUGAUAGAAGCAGGAGGAGAGGUGAGAGCGAAAGACGUCGGGGGUUUAACAGCUUUACAUUGGGCUGUUGCUGGCUGUCGUCCUGAAGCCGUGGAACUUUUACUAUCUCGGGGCAGCAACAUAAAUGGGAAGGACAAUCGUGGCGGGACUCCUCUCCAUUCUGCUGCAAACUUACCUCGGGAAUGGACAGAUGUUGUGAAAGAAUUAAUGAAACACAGCGCUCUUGAGGUUAAUCCUCGAGAUGAUAAUGGUCAAACACCGCUGCACUUGGCCUGUUAUCGGGGACACUUGCACACUGUCGAUCUUUUGUUGGGUCACAAUGGCAUUGAUGCCAAUGUGGUGAACAACGAUGGAGACACACCACUGCAUUGGGCAGUUCGGGAUCGAAAAUAUAAAGUGGUGUGUGCGAUGCUGAAGCAGGUUAGUUAAUAAAUACAUAUUAUAUACACUCUCCAG
Messenger RNA from Octopus sinensis (East Asian common octopus), 1149 nucleotides. Its product is annotated as serine/threonine-protein phosphatase 6 regulatory ankyrin repeat subunit B-like. The record is from RefSeq and is a predicted model, not a curated record. Lineage: Eukaryota; Metazoa; Mollusca; Cephalopoda; Octopoda; Octopodidae. Gene Ontology annotation, molecular function: protein binding. Gene Ontology annotation, cellular component: nucleus; cytoplasm. The transcript has 6 exons. The coding region runs from base 535 to 1122 and encodes 195 amino acids.